GGUGCCUCUCUUUCGAGAACAAGACCGUUUGCUCAAAACUGUGAACAGGAUACUUUAUUAUGUCAAAAUAAACCAUCUGGCCGUACAACUGUUUCUAAUUACUUCCCUGCCUAGACUGUAAACUUUGGGGUUUGGCACUGGCCUUUCCUUCCAGAAUGCUGCCCAAAUCCAGCUUCCAGGCAGCUAAUCAAAGGCACUUGGUGGAGCACAGGAGGAAGGAGCCAGUUCUGGCCAGCUCGGAACUCUGCAAACCUUCUGGGUCUGUCUUGUGUUUCGGACUCAGCAGGAGAACUCUUCAUUUACUGCUUCCCUGGGAUCUAAGCAUGCAUACUCAGGGGCUUUUCAGCUUGGUGUCUUCACUCUUCGUCCUGCUGCCUGUUAUUUCGCAAAGUUUCUCCUUGUCCCUGCGGAAUGGUUGGGGAAGGACCUCGCCUUGCCGACUGUCCCAGACUGAGUCAGAGCGCAGGUGUCGAAUCCCUGGUGGAAAACUCUGCAGUGGCAGAGGCCAGUGUGACUGUGGGGUCUGCAUCUGCCAAGUGACCGAGCCAGGCAAAUACUAUGGGCCCCUCUGCGAAUGUCAUGAGUGGGUGUGUGAAACCUACGAUGGAGAAACUUGUGCAGGCCAUGGAAAGUGUGACUGUGGAAAGUGCAAAUGUGAGGAUGGUUGGUAUGGUGAUGCCUGCCAGUACCCAACAACCUGCAACCUUACACGGAAGAAAAGUAAUGAAAUGUGCAAGAAUUCGCAAGAUAACAUCUGCUCAAAUGCAGGAACUUGUCAUUGUGGCCGAUGUAAAUGUGACAAUUUAGAAGGGAAUGGAUUGAUCCAUGGUAAAUAUUGUGAGUGUGAUGACCGAGAAUGCAUAGAUGAAGAAACAGGAGAGAUGUGUACAGGCCAUGGAAAGUGUUACUGUGGAAACUGUUACUGCGAGGCUGGUUGGCAUGGCGAUAAAUGUGAACUUCAGUGUGACAUUACCCCAUGGGAGAUCAAGAGGAGGUGCACAUCUCCAGAUGGCAAAAUCUGCAGCAACAGAGGCACCUGCGUAUGUGGUGAAUGUACAUGUCAUGAUGUUGACCCAACUGGAGACUGGGGAGAUAUUCAUGGAGACACCUGCGAGUGUGAUGAACGAAAUUGCAAGGGAGUCUAUGACAGAUAUUCAGAUGAUUUCUGUUCAGGUCAUGGACAGUGUAACUGUGGAAGAUGUGAUUGUAAACAAGGAUGGACAGGGAAGAAAUGUGAGCAUCCACUUUCUUGUCUCAUGUCGGCAGAAGAUAGCGCUAGAAAAUGUCAAGGGAGCUCACAUUUGCCUUGCUCUGGAAGAGGGAAAUGUGAAUGUGGCCAGUGCACUUGUUUCCCUCCAGGAGAGUCCAAAAUAUAUGGCAAAAUCUGCGAGUGUGACGAUCGGCAAUGUGAAGACAUAGAUGGCGUCGUCUGCAGUGGUCACGGCAUGUGUUCCUGCGGCCGAUGCAUUUGCAAGGAUGGAUGGUUUGGGAAGUUGUGUCAGCACCCAAGGAAGUGCAACAUGACGGAAAGCGAGAGCAGAAGUUUCUGCGAAUCGGCGGACGGCAUAUUGUGCUCAGGGAAGGGUUCUUGUCACUGUGGAAAGUGCAUCUGUUCGCCCCAGGAAUGGUAUACCACAGGGGAAUUCUGCGAAUGCGACGACAGAGACUGUGACAAACACGAUGGCCUUGUUUGCACAGGAAAUGGUAUAUGUAGCUGUGGAAACUGUGAGUGCUGGGAAGGUUGGACUGGAAAUGCUUGCGAAAUCUGGCUUGGGACAGAAUACCCCUAAUGCUGCCACGGAACACUGAAGACUGGAGGAUUUUGGGGUCUGGUGCUUGUUUAUUUUAACUUAGGCUGCUAGAAUACUUAAAUGCAAGACAAACUUUAAGACAAGCAAAUCCACCACUAGAUAUAAGUGAGCACAGCAGCAUAUUUCCAGGUGUGUGUGCAUGGGGGCGGGGGGAAUCCAAUAAACAACACCAGGUUUUGAUCCUGCUCUCAGUGCAGUCAGUGGGAACAGGGUAGGCCCCCUCCAAUAUCACAAAAGAACACAGUAUAGCCUGUUAAGAGUGCCACAAAUAAUCUUUGCUGGAAAUUGCACAGACAAGACGCAUUAUAUAAUGUAGUUGGGCUACUGAAUUUCAGCUUCAUUGUGUAGUAAGAACUAUCUGUAUGAAAAAGCUGGUUCAGAAAUAUGUAUAAAUUCUAAAUUAGAGGGAGAGAUCCCUUUGAUUCUGGCCUUUUCUCUCUCUUGCACACACAGACACAUACUCACUCAGCUACACACACCCUCUCUGCUUUGUGUUGCCCUACUCACCACCCCUUUCCAUAGGUCUCUUGUAAGUGUAGGGAAGAGAUGGAAUGGAAAGGAGGCACGUGAGGAAAUUUCUCCCUCCAUGAAGGUUUUGCCUUUUUCUUAAAGGGUGACCUGAAACUACUUACCUUGUUUGAUUUUUAAAAGUGCCAGAAAAUGACUUCCUACAUCAGUGAUUUUAGGUCCAUGUUGAAAGCACAUUUGCAUUGUUUCAGUUCUGUUACUCAGUGCUGU
Lacerta agilis (Sand lizard) is the source of this 2549-nucleotide messenger RNA. It is a transcript of the gene ITGBL1, whose product is annotated as integrin subunit beta like 1. The record is from RefSeq and is a predicted model, not a curated record. The transcript has 11 exons. Gene Ontology annotation, cellular component: integrin complex; focal adhesion; cell surface. Gene Ontology annotation, biological process: cell migration; cell-matrix adhesion; integrin-mediated signaling pathway. Gene Ontology annotation, molecular function: integrin binding. Bases 156 to 1790 code for a protein of 544 amino acids. Lineage: Eukaryota; Metazoa; Chordata; Lepidosauria; Squamata; Lacertidae.